Habropoda laboriosa is the source of this 4863-nucleotide messenger RNA. RefSeq names its product contactin. Gene Ontology annotation, cellular component: succinate-CoA ligase complex; mitochondrion. Gene Ontology annotation, biological process: tricarboxylic acid cycle; succinyl-CoA metabolic process. The record is from RefSeq and is a predicted model, not a curated record. Gene Ontology annotation, molecular function: ATP binding; succinate-CoA ligase (GDP-forming) activity; protein binding. Lineage: Eukaryota; Metazoa; Arthropoda; Insecta; Hymenoptera; Apidae.
AUGUAUUGUGUUCAAACAAUUGUAGCAUAUAUUUUUAUUGUGUCAGUUACUGUAUUUGCUCAAGAUAUUACAUAUGGAGACACAUUCCAUCAGUGUCCACAGCAUUGGCUAAAAUUUCAGGAGUCAUGCUAUCGUUUUGAUCUUCUUACAAUUUCUUCCUUGGAAGAACAUGGAUUUAUAUUAUAUCAAUUAUUAUGGCAAGAUCCUCAACAUCGUAAAUGGUAUACUGGUGUAAAGAAUCAAAAUGGAAAUUGGGUAAAUGAAGCUGAUAAUACUCAAUUAUUAAAUAUGGAUAAUGCAUUUUUACCAGAACCAAAUGAUAACAUACUCAAUAAAGAUUAUCUGGUAUAUGCUUACCAUAAUAAUUUACAACGUUGGGGACUAGAAAAAGUAACUGGCAGAGAGAAGUUAUUAUAUAUUUGUGAAGCCCCAAUUUCUAAUUUACAUAACUUAGUAGAUUAUGAUCGUACUUACCAAUAUGGUAUUGAAAUAGAUAAUCCUAAUGAAGUACCUAGAGGACCAUAUUUUAUUAAACAACCUACAGAUAAAAUAUUUGAUGUAUCAACAAGAAAAAUAAGUAAUGAUGUUUCAUUGAGCUGUUUGGCAGGUGGUUAUCCUGCUCCAACAUAUGAAUGGUUUAAAGAAGAUUAUGAGAAUGACAGAUUAAUUGCCACAAAAAUAAAUCCACUAAACAAUACUAGAUAUACUGUAAGUGGUGGUACUUUAAUAAUUUAUGAACCUGAUCAGACAGAAGACAGGGGUUCAUACCAUUGUAAAGCAACAAAUAAGUUUGGUAUAAUUAUAUCAGAAAGUGUGGAAUUGUCAUUUGGAUAUAUUUUAGAAUUCAAUUUAAAACGUUCAGAAGAACGUGGAGAUCAAAAUUGGGGUAAAGCUGUAUAUUGUGAUCCGCCGCAAAAUUUUCCUGGAGUAAAAUAUUACUGGGCACGUGACUAUUUCCCUAAUUUUGUGGAAGAAGAUAAACGUGUCUUUGUUUCCAAUGAUGGUGCACUUUAUUUUUCUGCAUUGGAAAUGAUUGAUCGCGGGAAUUAUUCUUGUAAUGUUCAAAGUGUUGCAUCUGAUACUGGUCGUAACGGACCAUUCUUCCCUUUAAGGGUUGAUCCACACCCUUCUUUUCAACAAUUGAAGUUCCCCAACAAUUUUCCAAAAGUAUUUCCAGAUGCCCCAAUUGCAGGAGAGGAAGUUAGAUUUGAAUGCAUUGCAUUUGGAUAUCCUGUUCCAUCAUACAAUUGGACAAGAAGAGGGGCAUCACUACCACGUGGAACAUACACAACUAGUUACAAUCGAGUAUUAAUAAUACCAAAAGUACAUGUUGAUGAUCAAGGAGAGUAUAUUUGUAAAGUUCAUAACGACAGAUUAUCGAUCGAAAACUCUGUCAGGCUAACCAUUCAAGCAGCUCCUAAUUUUACCAUUCCAUUGGUGGAUAAACAUAUGGAUAAUAGAGGAGAGUUAACUUGGACUUGUGAAGCAUUUGGAAUACCAGAUGUAACUUAUAGUUGGUUUAGAAAUGGUGAAAUAUUAGAUAUGGAAACUCUUCCUUCUGAUGAUAAAGAUCGAUAUUCUAUACAAGACAAUGUUUUAAGUAUAAAAACUUUAAAUCCAGAACAAGACCAGGCUAUGUAUCAAUGCCGUGCAAAAAAUCAAUUAAAAACAAAGUACUCAUCUGCACAACUUAGAAUUUUAUCACUAAAACCAUCUUUUAAGAAACGACCUAUGGAACCCGAAACUUAUGCAGCAGAAAAAGGUAAUGUUACAAUCUUGUGUAAUCCUGAAGCUGCACCCAGACCAAAAUUUGUUUGGAAAAAAGAUGGAAAUGUCAUUGGUUCUGGUGGUAGACGUAGGAUUUUAGAAACUGGCAAUCUCAUAAUUAGUCCCGUUUCAAGAGAUGAUGAAGGCACGUAUGUUUGCACUGCAACGAAUCAAUAUGGAAAUGAUGAAACUCGUGGACGGCUAAUAGUACUACGUGGUCCACAAUUUCUGAAUAAGUUACCACAACUUAUACAAAUGGCAGUUAUGCAAAAUCAAACUUUGCGUUGUAUGGGAGAAGUAGAUGAAAUGCUAGAUGUAGCAUAUAUUUGGAAACAUAACGGUUUACGUAUUAGAGAUGAAGAUUUAGUAAAUAAUCCUAGAAUAACUAUUGAUGCUGAAGAACUUAACAUAAUAAAUGCUACAUUCGCAGAAGCGGGAGAAUAUGAAUGUAUAAUUAAAAGUGCAGUAGGUGAAAUAUCUAGUAAAACAACAGUUACAAUAGAAGGACCACCAGGACCACCUGGUGGUGUAAAAGUUGAAAAUAUUGUAAAAACUUCUACAACUCUACGUUGGACUGAUGGUGCUUUUAAUGGUAGACCUAUUACUAUGUAUACUGUUAGUGCAAGAACAAAUUGGAAUCAUACAUGGUUUAAUAUCAUAGAAAAUAUUACUGCUACUGAAGUAGAUAGAUAUAAUGGUAGAAAAGAGGCUUAUUUGGAGAAUGUUUUAAAUCCUUAUACUACGUAUGAAUUUUGUGUAUCUGCUUAUAACGAAUUAGGGUACAGUCCACCUUCAUCGCCUUCUCCGCAGCACAGUACUCCAUCAGAUAAACCGACGAAGAUUCCAUCUAAUAUAGGUGGAGGAGGAGGGAAAAUUGGAGACCUUACGAUAAUGUGGGAUCCUUUACCAGCUUCUGAUCAAAAUGGUCCAGGAAUCUAUUAUAAAAUCUUUUGGCGUCGAAAGUAUCAUGAGACAGAGUUUCAAUCGUUAUCUUUAAAAGAAUAUGGUAAUGUUGGUAGAAGUGUCGUUCAAAUACCACAACAAUACUAUUAUACAGAAUACGAAAUCAAAGUCCAAGCUGCUAAUGCAUUGGGUUUUGGACCAAUUUCUAAUGAAGUUACAAUAUUUAGCGCUGAAGACAUGCCCCAAGUAGCUCCUCAACAAGUUGCUGCACUCAGUUACAAUAGCACUAGUUUAAAUGUUAGUUGGUCAGGAAUUGAACAGACUCGUGAAAGAAUACGAGGCAAACUGAUAGGUCAUAGGAUAAAAUACUGGAAAGAAAGUAAUAGAGAAGAAGAUGCAGUAUAUUAUUUGUCUAGAAGUACAAGACCUUGGGCUCUUGUAGUUGGUUUGCAACCUGAUACUUAUUAUUACGUUAAAGUAAUGGCUUAUAAUUCGGCUGGAGAAGGCCCCGAGAGUGAACGAUAUUUAGAAAGAACUUUCCGCAAAGCACCACAAAAACCACCAUCUUCUGUCAAUAUAUACGGCGUAAAUCCUUCAACAGUUCGAGUUGUAUGGCGUUAUGUACAACCAAGUUUAGAAGAAGAACCAUUAAUAGGUUAUAAAAUACGUGUUUGGGAGUUAGAUCAAGAUAUGAGUACUGCGAAUGAUACUAUUAUACCUGGUGGUUCGAAAUUAGAAGCUGAUAUUACGAAUCUCAGUCCUGGUAAAGCAUACCAUUUACGUGUUCUUGCAUUUAGCAAUGGUGGAGAUGGACGUAUGUCAAGUCCAACGCAUACAUUCCAAAUGGGCGAUGCAGCUGCUUUUAGGAGUAGUGCUAGUAAGAAGAUUUGGAAUGUUACUUUAAGUAUAUCAUUGCUAUUAUUAUUAAGAAUUUAGAAAAACGUGUUAAACAUGUUGCGAUUUGCAAGCCGAAAAUUGUGUUUAAUUCAGAUGUUAAAUAAAACUUUAAAAUUGAAUACAAAGCAAACGAGAUGUUUGAAUUUACUCGAAUAUCAAAGUAAGGAGCUUUUAAGAGAUUGUGGAGUUUCUGUACAAAAUUUUGCUAUUGUGGAUGACCUAAGUAAAACAAGUUCUGCUUUAGAACAAUUACAUGCAGAUGAAUAUGUUAUAAAAGCACAGGUGUUAGCUGGUGGUCGUGGGAAAGGAUGGUUUGAUAAUGGUUUCAAGGGAGGUGUACAUCUUACAAAGGACCGUAAAGCAGUUGUAGAUUUUGUGAAAAAUAUGUUAGGUCAUCGUCUUAUUACAAAACAGACUUCAAAAGAUGGCAUAUUAGUGCAAAAAAUUAUGAUAGCAGAAUCUGUAAAUAUUGCACGUGAAACAUACAUUUGUAUUCUUAUGGAUAGACAGCACAAUGGCCCUGUAUUAAUUGCUUCACCAGCAGGUGGUAUGGAUAUUGAGACAGUUGCUGAAAAAACUCCAGAAUUAAUAAAAACAGUACCUCUUGAUAUAUAUUAUGGAAUUGAUGAUGAAAUUGCUAAAGAUGUUAGCACAUUUCUUGGUUUUGUGGAUCCAGCAAUACAACAGAAAUCAAUGUUUGAAUUAAAAAAUUUGUGGAAACUAUUUGUAGAUAUUGAUGCUUUGCAAGUUGAAAUUAAUCCAUUGGUGGAAACCACAGAUAAGCAAGUUAUAGCAGUAGAUGCAAAGAUAACAUUUGAUGAUAAUGCUCAAUUCAGACAGCAGGAUUUGUUUGCUUUAGAGGAUAAUGAUAUAAAAGAUCCUAGGGAAGCAGAUGCAUCACGGUUCAAUUUGAAUUAUAUUGGAAUGGAUGGUGAUAUAGGAUGUUUAGUUAAUGGUGCUGGUUUAGCUAUGGCCACUAUGGAUAUAAUUAAACUAAAUGGUGGGUCUCCAGCAAAUUUUUUGGAUGUAGGUGGAAGUGUUAAGGAAGAUCAGGUUUAUCAAGCAUUUAGAAUUCUCAGUCAAGAUCCAAAAGUAAAAGUUAUUCUUGUGAAUGUAUUUGGAGGCAUUGUAAAUUGUGGUACAAUAGCAAAAGGAAUUAUAGCAGCAUCUCGUAAUUUCAGAGGUACUAAUGUAACAGAAGCAAAGAAACUUCUUGCAGAAAGCAAUUUGUCAAUUCUUACAGCAAAUAAUUUAGAUGAAGCUGCAAAAAAAGCAGUCACUUCUGUAGGAACAUAA